AUGUACCGUACCCUCCUACGCGGCGCAGUGAUAGCUCAGAAAGCCGAGUUCGAACUGUUUGGGAUGGAGUCCCUCCGCAGGAGGUUGGAGUCUGCUGGGAAGGCUAAUAACGGGCUAAAAAGUGAAGUUGAGACUCUUCGGGAGCAGUUGACCCAAUCUGAGGAGAAGCUUGACGCCGCCGAGAAGAAAGCUACUGCUGCCGAACAGAAGGCCACUACUGCUGAGAAAAAAUUGGAGGAGUCGGACGCCACGGUUUCACGUCUUGUCGAGCGCGAAAUGGCUUUGGAGAGUCAGGUCGGCGCGGCGCAGAAACGGGUGGCCGAAAUCGAGAAAGAGAAGCAGGUCGUGGAGGCCGAACUGGCAACAUGGAAAGCAAAGUAUAAAGACGUCGUCAAGCAAGGGAAGGGUGCGAUUUUGGCGACUGAGGAGGCCUGA
Messenger RNA from Arachis stenosperma, 435 nucleotides. RefSeq lists its product as uncharacterized. Bases 1 to 435 code for a protein of 144 amino acids. The transcript has a single exon. NCBI's taxonomy places the organism in Eukaryota, Viridiplantae, Streptophyta, Magnoliopsida, Fabales, Fabaceae. The record is from RefSeq and is a predicted model, not a curated record.